Molecule: messenger RNA, 2002 nt
Organism: Culicoides brevitarsis
Lineage: Eukaryota; Metazoa; Arthropoda; Insecta; Diptera; Ceratopogonidae
Gene: Atg16
Product: autophagy-related protein 16-1
Exons: 7
Coding region: 74-1777 (567 amino acids)
Biological process (GO): autophagosome assembly
Cellular component (GO): autophagosome membrane
Molecular function (GO): protein binding
Source: RefSeq, a predicted model, not a curated record
CAAAAGACUCGCGAAUCGCCGUAGGAAAAACGCCGUCAAAAACAACAAAAAAUCGAAAUUUUAAUCGCAAAUUAUGAACCCAAAUGACAAAAAAUGGCGAAAUUUAAUAGUUGAUCGUUUACGGGACCGCAACCGGACCGAAUCAUCGAGCUUCAACGCGUUAAUCCAGUGCAAUAAUCGUCUCUUCGACUCGAACAGCCAGCUGAGUGCGGAAAAUCUCCGUCUUGUCGUGGAAAAUGAGAAAAUUCGUCAGGGAGCGCGGGGAUCGUUGCAUGGGUCGCGCGACAGCUCCUUGGACAAUGCCAGAGUGCAAAAUUUGGAGAAAAAAUUGCUCGCACAGCAGGAAGAGCUCACGGAACUGCAUAAACGCAAAGGAGAGCACUCGCAACAAAUAAUUGACUUGAAUAAACGCGUGCAGGAACUGCUAAAAGUCAUCGCGGACAAAGAUGCGACGCUGGCAGACCAAAAAUCGCUGAACCAAAAGUUGCGUGCGGAAGUCCAGAUGCUCACGUCGAGCAUCCAGGAGCUGAAAAACUUGAAUACUUGCCUGCGGGACGAACAUACUGCCUUGCAACUUGCAUUUGCGUCGAACGAGGAGAAGCUCCGGAAGGCGCAGGACGACAACCGAGUGCUCGUCGAGAAAAUUGGGCAAAUCCAGAAACAAAUGGCGGAAAAAAUGAACGACGAGAAUGAAAGUUUUAUACGUAAAAUGUCGGAACGCAUGCGACGCGAACUCGAAGAUGCCGCCCGUGACGGUUCCCGACGCUCCAAUAGUCCCGUAAUUCAGGAUCGCGGCAGCAUUGGGGAACUUUUUACGCGCGGCAUUGACGCCAUUUAUAUCGAUGCCUUGCCCAAUGGCGUUCAAAUGAAGUUCGAUUCGCACGAUGGCGAAGUAAAUGCCGUGCGUUGGAACCCAAUUGAGCAAAUAGUCGCCACGGGAGGUGCUGAUCGCAAGGUAAAGCUGUGGGAUGUGAGCAAGGGAAUGUGCGAUCCAAAGGGAACUCUCGUUGGGUGCAACGCGGGAGUAAAUAGUGUAGAUUUUGACUCGACAGGUACCAUGAUUAUUGGCACGUCGAACGAUUAUGCUAGUCGAAUAUGGACUUUGAGUGACCAACGACUUCGGCAUACGCUGACAGGUCACAGUGGGAAAGUUAUGGCAGCAAAAUUUAUGGGAGAACCAUCAAAAGUUGUCACUGGCAGUCAUGAUCGCACGUUAAAAGUGUGGGAUUUGCGUAACAAAGCAUGCAUCGAAACAAAGUUUGCUGGGUCUAGUUGCAAUGAUCUCGUCAUCACCGAUGGAUCGGGCUCCACAAUAAUCUCAGGGCAUUUUGAUAAGAAGAUUAGAUUUUGGGAUACGCGGACAGACUGUUCCGCGAACGACAUUGUGUUAAAUGGGAAAAUUACAUCACUGGACCUCUCGAAGGACUAUAAAUAUUUGUUGUGCUGUACGCGCGACGAUACUAUUAAACUACUCGAUUUGCGUCGCAAUCAGAUAAUUACGACGUAUAGCCACGAUAAUUUCAAGGUAGGAUGUGAUUGGGCGAGGGUUUGUUUCAGCCCAGAUGGCUCGAAAAUCGCAGCAGGGGGCGCUGAUGGGAAUGUUUACGUUUGGAAUGUAAAUGGAACGCUGGAGACGACGUUGAAGGAUCAUUCGUCCGGGGGCUUUUUCAUUCGCAGUUCUUCCAUCACUGCCGUUAGUUGGCAUCCACAUUUUCCGGUGCUCGCAAGUGUAGACAGAGCCAAAAAGUGCGUGAUAUGGUCAAGCACGACAGUUUAAAAAAUACUUUUUUUUAGCGAAAUUAAGUAAAAAAUUCCAUUCUUGACUUUUUUUUAAAAAAUAAAAAAUAUUUUUUUUAAACAACGUGUCAUAAAAAAUUUUCUUAUUCUUCAGAAAAAAAAAAUAAAUUAAAAAAAAAUCAGAUGUGGAAACAAAAUUGACUGAAAUUUUGAAAAAAAAAAUUAAUUGAAUUGUGUCAAGAAAAAAAAAAUCAAAGAAAAUCGA